AUCAUUGAUAGCUACAUACUUCUUCCUUCAGCGGCAUCUAAGGGUUGCAGCUGGAACCUCCUAUUAAUUCUUUCCUUUUUCUUUCUCUAAGCCUUUGCCUCUCUGCCUGUCUGCAGCAGUGAAGGCAGCUGCGGGCCACUGGUAAACUCUGUGAAAUUUGUCACAAGGGUGUCAGGUAUUCCUUAACCUGCUUCCAAAGAAAACUUAAAGAAAUCUUUCCUGCAGCGUCCCUUUCGGGCUGUACUCAGAAGCUCUGGGAGGGGAAGAGGGAGCUGGAGGGCACAGACAGCAGCAGAGUAGAUGGCCCGGGGCUGGGGGUCAGCCUAGGGCAGCCACUGGGGCUCAGACACAUGCACCUUGCCCGGGCUAUGCGCAGGCAAAGUCAAGUUGUUUUCUAUUGAAUGCUCAAACACAUUGCAGUUAUGCCGCUCUUACUGACCCUUUUCCUGACAGUAGUUUUUAGAUUUAGUUUUGUGAGUCUCUCAACACUGGAGCACAGGAGCUGUCCUGAAGGGACUCAGGCUGAACACAGGAAUUCCACUUCUGUGGGUCCUGCACCCUUCUUAAUUUUCUCCCAUGGAAAUAGUAUCUUUAGGAUCGAUUUGGAAGGAACAAACCAUGAGCAAUUGGCGGUGGAUGCUGGCGCCUCAGUGAUCAUGGAUUUUCAUUACAACAAGGAAAGAAUCUAUUGGGUGGAUUUAGAGAGACAACUUUUGCAAAGAGUUUUUCUGAAUGGGUCAAGACAAGAGAGGGUGUGCAAUAUAGAGAAAAAUGUUUCUGGAAUGGCAAUAAAUUGGAUAAAUGAAGAAAUUAUCUGGUCAAAUCAACAGGAAGGAAUCAUUACAAUAACAGAUAUGAAAGGAAAUAAUUCCCGUGUUCUUUUAAGUGCCUUAAAAUAUCCUGCGAAUAUAGCAGUUGAUCCAGUUGAAAGGUUUAUAUUCUGGUCUUCAGAGCAGGCUGGCAGCCUUCACAGAGCAGAUCUCAAUGGCAUGGAAGUGAGGACCCUGUUGGAGACGUCAGAGAAAAUAACAGCUAUGUCACUGGAUGUGCUUGAUAAGCGGCUCUUUUGGAUUCAUUACAACAGAGAAGGAACCAAUUCUCAUAUUUAUUCCUGUGAUUAUGAUGGAGGUUCUGUCCGUCUUAGCAAAUAUCAAACACGGCAUAACAUGUUUGCAAUGUCCCUUUUUGGUGACCGUAUCUUCUAUUCAAUACGGAAAAUGAAGAUCAUUUGGAUAGCCAACAAACACACCGGGAGUGAUAUGGUUAGAAUCAGCCUCAAUCCAUCAUCUGGACCACCUGGUGAACUUAAAUUAGUGCAUCCGCUUGUACAGCCCACGGCCAGGGACAGUGCUCUAGAGUCUGAGCAGAAACUGUGCCAAUCGAGGAAAGGGAGCUGCACUAGCGGCGCGUGCGGGUGUGCGGAGGGGUUCGCGGUGAGCCCGGACGGCCAGGCCUGCGAAGAUGUCAACGAAUGUGCCUUUUGGAAUCAUGGCUGUACUCUCGGGUGUGAAAACACCCCUGGAUCCUACUAUUGCACGUGUCCUGUAGGAUUUGUUCUGCUUCCCGAUGGGAAACGAUGUCAUGAAUUUGUUUCCUGUCCGAGCAAUGUGUCUGAAUGCAGCCAUGAUUGUGUUCUGACGUCAGAUGGCCCCACAUGUUUCUGUCCUGCAGGCUCAGUGCUUGACACAGAUGGAAAAACGUGUAGUGGCUGUUCAUCACCUGAUAAUGGUGGAUGUGGCCAGCUCUGCAUUCCUCUCAGCCCAGUAUCCUGGGAAUGUGGUUGCUUUCCUGGGUAUGACCUUCAACUGGACAAAAAAAGCUGUGCAGCUUCAGGACCACAACCAUUUUUGCUGUUUGCCAAUUCUCAAGAUAUUCGACACAUGCAUUUUGAUGGAACAGAUUACAGAACCUUGCUCAGCCAGCAAAUGGGAAUGGUUUUUGCCCUAGAUCAUGACCCUGUGGAGAAUAAGAUAUACUUUGCCCACACAGCCCUGAAGUGGCUGGAGAGGGCUAACAUGGAUGGCUCCCAGCGAGAAAGGCUCAUCCAGGAGGCGGUAGGUGUACCAGAAGGUCUUGCUGUGGACUGGAUUGGCCGUAGGUUCUACUGGACGGACAGAGGGAAAUCUCUCAUUGAAGGGAGUGAUUUAAAUGGAAAACAUCGAGAAAUAAUCAUUAAGGAGAACAUCUCUCAACCACGAGGAAUUGCUGUUCAUCCAGUGGCCAAGAGAUUAUUCUGGACUGAUGUGGGGAUUAAUCCAAGAAUUGAAAGUUCUUCCCUUCAAGGCUUUGGCCGACUGGUUAUAGCUAGCUCUGAUCUGAUGGAGCCCAGUGGAAUAACAAUUGACUUCUUAACUGACAAGUUGUAUUGGUGCGAUGCCAAGCAGUCUGUGAUUGAAACGGCCAAUCUGGAUGGUUCAAAACGCCAAAGAAUUGCCCAGAACGAUGUAGGUCACCCAUUUGCUGUAGCUGUGUUUGAGGAUCACGUGUGGUUCUCGGAUUGGGCUAUGCCAUCGGUAAUAAGGGUGAACAAGAGGACUGGCAAAAACAGGGUACGUCUCCGAGGCAGCAUGCUGAAGCCCUCAUCACUGGUUGUGGUUCAUCCAUUGGCAAAACCAGGAGCAGAUCCCUGCUUACAUCAGAAUGGAGGCUGUGAACAUGUUUGUGAAGAGAGGUUUGGAACUAGUUGGUGUUCAUGUCAUGAGGGUUUUAUGAAAGCCCCAGAUGGGAAAACGUGUCUGGUUCUGAAUGGCCACCAGGUAUCAGCAGGUGGUGAAGCUAAUGUCAGUAACCAAGUAACACCCUUGAACACCUCAUUCAAGACCAGAGUGUCGGAAGACAGCAUCACAGAAUUUCAGUACAUGCUAGUUGCUGAAAUCAUGGUGUCAGACCAAGAUGACUGUGCUCCCCUGGGAUGCAGCGCGCAUGCUUGGUGUGUUUCCGAGGGAGAGAACGCCACGUGUCAGUGUAUGAAAGGAUUUGCUGGGGAUGGAAGACUAUGCUUUGAUAUAGAUGAAUGUGAGCUGGGUGUCCCAGUGUGCCCGGCCACCUCCUCCCAGUGUAUCAACACUAACGGUGGUUAUGUCUGCCGGUGCUCGGAAGGCUACCAAGGAGAUGGGGUCCACUGUCUCGAUAUUGAUGAGUGCCGCCUGGGGGUGCACAGCUGUGGCCAGAACGCCAACUGUACAAAUACAGAGGGAGGCUACUCCUGCAUGUGUGCCGGCCGCCUGUCUGAACCUGGACUGAUUUGCCCUGACUCAACUCCACCCUCUCACCUCAGGGAAGAUGGCCACCAUCCUGUCAGAAACAGUUACCCGGGUUGUCCCCCCUCUCACGAUGGGUACUGCCUCCACGGGGGUGCGUGCAUGUAUGUUGAGACAGUAGACACCUAUGCAUGCAACUGCGUUGUGGGUUAUGUCGGGGAGCGAUGUCAGCACCGAGAUCUGAAGUGGUGGGAACUGCGCCACGCUGGCCUGGAACAGCAGCGGAAUGUCACCGUGGUGGCUGUCUGUGUGGUGGCUCUGGUCCUGCUGCUCCUCCUGGGGCUGUGGGGGGCUCAUUACUACAGGACUAAGAAGCUGCUAUUGAAAACUCUGAAGAACCCAUAUGAAGAGCCAAGUGGAGAUGGGAGUGGCGGUGCGCACAGCAGCAGGCUUGCCACCAGCGAGGAUGGGACAUCUUCUUGCCCCCAACCUUGGUUUGUGGUUAUAAAGGAACACCAAGACCCCAGGAAAGAGAGGCAACCAGUGGCUGGCAAGAAUGUUCAGGCGGCAGACGUUGGCCAGUUUUCCUCCCUAGAGCCUGGGUCAGUGCAGUCAUCUUUGUGGAGGAAGGGGCCCCAGUUAUCUGGAAUGGGCAGAGAGGAAGGCUUCUGGAGUCCACCACCCAACAAUAAAGGCUCCUGUCCCCAGGUAAUGGAGCGAAGCUUUCAUCUACCCUUCUAUGUGGCACGGCCCCUCCCUGGAGGGGUUAAAGCUCCUGUCAGCUAACCCAUUAUGGCAACCAAGGGCUCUGGAUUCACCAUGACAAAUGGAGCUGAUCCAGUGAAAACUGGAAUUUGAAAGAAGGUCAAGAUGGACAGUGUAUUGCCUUUCAGGAAGUAGAGGAAAAGUAUUAAUCUCUACACUAAUCACCUACACCCUGGAGACAAAUACAUAGUUGGGCUUUUGUUUCUUCCUUUGAGCAGUCCCAUUGCAGAUUUUCAAAUAACAGUAAUGGGGAAAAUCACUAGGUAACUCAUGAGAGACCAAAAUUGGGACACUAGUGCUCUGUAAACUGUAUUUUCUUCAGCAAUCAAUUUCCUCCGGCAGAAGAAAUGUAGGGGUUAAAGCAGGCAAUCACACUGGUUUGGUCAGUUACAAAGUAAUUUCUUUGAUCUGGAAAGAACAUUUAACUCAAUCUCAUGAAAUGGAUGAAAUAUUACAAUUACUGUUAAGAUGCAUUGUAGGCAUUUAACUUAUCAUUGGUGUGGUUCCAUGCUGUUAAUUUUACAAAAUGACUUGUGAUAAAUUAAUCAAAAGUAUAGUAACUUAAAACUUGAUUUCUUCACAAUAAGAUGGCUUAUUUUUUCUAUUUUAAAAUCUUUGAAUAAAAACAUUUAAUUUUAAAAACAUUACCCAAGAGACAUCAGUGUUUCUUAGUCAUACUGUCCUGUCCCCCGCAACAUUUUUCCCCAGUGGUAAUUUCCCCUUUCAUGUAUUUAACAGAAUUGUUAUUUUUUUCCAAUAUAAGAUUGUAAGCAAAUUGCUUGAUUUAUUUUCAUAUGGAUAGCAAUUAAUGUCUUCUAAUUAUUUAAAUAAAAUCACCACAAGACAGAAAUAUUUUAUUGUAUGCCUGAUUACAUAAUUAAUUAUAGUCUAACAGGGGAUUAGAGGAGUUGAAUCAAAGUGAUUUGCCAAGCUUACUAUUGUAAUUCUUUUUUUAAAAAAAUAUUUGAAAUUUAUAACUCUAACUU
This is a messenger RNA of Nycticebus coucang (slow loris), 4951 nucleotides long. It is a transcript of the gene EGF, whose product is annotated as epidermal growth factor. The transcript is spliced from 24 exons. Lineage: Eukaryota; Metazoa; Chordata; Mammalia; Primates; Lorisidae. Gene Ontology annotation, molecular function: calcium ion binding. Bases 402 to 3986 code for a protein of 1194 amino acids. The record is from RefSeq and is a predicted model, not a curated record.